Carlito syrichta (Philippine tarsier) is the source of this 2721-nucleotide messenger RNA. RefSeq names its product solute carrier family 5 member 6 (gene SLC5A6). Gene Ontology annotation, cellular component: membrane. The record is from RefSeq and is a predicted model, not a curated record. Lineage: Eukaryota; Metazoa; Chordata; Mammalia; Primates; Tarsiidae. Gene Ontology annotation, molecular function: sodium-dependent multivitamin transmembrane transporter activity. Gene Ontology annotation, biological process: pantothenate transmembrane transport; biotin transport; sodium ion transport.
AUGAGACGAGAGUGUGGGGUGCACACCUCCACUCCCCCCCCUGCCUCAGAGACGAGCAUGGCCGCAGCCGCUUUCUCCCUCACGGACUACGUGGUGUUCAUCUUGCUACUGGUUCUCUCUCUUGCCAUCGGGCUCUACCAUGCGUGUCGUGGCUGGGGCCAUCACACCGUCGGCCAGCUGCUCAUGGCGGACCGCAAGAUGGGCUGCCUCCCUGUGGCGCUGUCCCUGCUGGCCACCUUCCAGUCGGCCGUGGCCAUCCUGGGCGUGCCGGCUGAGGUCUAUCGGUUCGGUACCCAGUACUGGUUCCUGGGCUGCUCCUACUUCCUGGGGCUGCUGAUUCCUGCCCACAUCUUCAUUCCCAUCUUCUACCGUCUGCACCUCACCAGUGCCUACGAGUACCUGGAGCUCCGGUUCAAUAAAGCCGUGCGGAUUUGUGGGACUGUGACCUUUAUCUUUCAGAUGGUGAUCUACAUGGGGGUUGUGCUCUAUGCUCCCUCGUUGGCUCUCAACGCAGUGACUGGCUUUGACCUGUGGCUGUCAGUGCUGAUGCUAGGCGUUGUCUGCACCAUCUAUACUGCCCUGGGCGGGCUGAAGGCCGUCAUCUGGACAGACGUGUUCCAGACGCUGGUCAUGUUCCUGGGGCAGCUGGCUGUUAUCAUCGUGGGGUCGGCCAAAGUAGGCAGCUUGGGGGACGUUUGGGCCGUGGCGUUGCAGCAUGGCCGCAUCUCUGGGAUCGAGCUGGACCCCGACCCCUUUGUGCGGCACACGUUCUGGACCCUGGCUUUCGGGAGUGUCUUCAUGAUGCUGUCCUUGUACGGGGUGAACCAGGCCCAGGUGCAGCGCUACCUCAGCUCCCGCACCGAAAAGGCAGCUGUGCUCUCCUGCUAUGCGGUGUUCCCCUGCCAGCAGCUGGCCCUCGGCAUGGGCUGCCUCAUCGGCCUCGUCAUGUUCGCCUACUACCAGAAGAACCCCAUGAGCCCCCAGCAGUCUCAGGCAGCCCCUGACCAGUUCGUCCUGUACUUUGUGAUGGAUCUCAUGAGGGACCAGCCAGGCCUGCCCGGGCUCUUUGUCGCUUGCCUCUUCAGCGGCUCCCUCAGCACCAUCUCCUCUGCUUUUAACUCCCUGGCAACUGUGACGAUGGAAGACCUGAUUCAGCCCUGGUUCCCUGAGUUCUCUGAAGCCCGGGCCACCUUGGUUUCCAAAAGCCUCGCCUUUGGCUACGGGCUGCUCUGUCUGGGAAUGGCCUACAUUUCCUCCCAGAUGGGACCCGUGCUGCAGGCAGCGAUCAGCAUCUUCGGCAUGGUGGGAGGACCGCUGCUCGGACUAUUCUGCCUUGGGAUUUUCUUUCCUUGUGCCAACCCUGCUGGCGCCAUCGUGGGCCUGCUGGCUGGACUCGCCAUGGCCUUCUGGAUCGGCAUUGGGAGUAUAGUGACCAGCAUGGGCUCCAGGGUGACACCCUCACCCCUGAACGUGUCCAGCUUCUCCCUGCCCAACAACCUGACCGCUGCCACUGUGACUGCACUUGUACCCUCCGCUGCCUUCUCUAAGCCCACAGGGCUGCAGCGGCUCUACUCCCUGUCCUACUUGUGGUACAGCGCUCACAACUCCACCACCGUCCUUGUGGUGGGCCUGGCGGUCAGCUUGCUCACUGGGGGAAUGCGGGGCCGGCCCCCGAGCCCAGGGACCAUCUACCCGGUGGUGCCACGACUCCUCGCCCUCCUGCCUGAGUGCUGCCGGAAGCGACUUCACUGCAGGAGCCACAGUCAGGACCUCCCCGUGGACGCCAGCCCGUUUCCAGAGAAGAUGAGGAAUGGGACGCUGGGGGGCAACAGGGACAAGGAGUCCCCUGCCCUGGAUGGCUGGGCCCAGCAGGGGAGCAGCCCCACCUUUGUCCUGCAAGAGACCUCCCUGUGAGGCGGGCUCAGGCCCAGCUGCUGUCCUCAGGUCGCCCGCGGCAGCCAGAAGCCACUGUGGAGUAGGGACAAGUCUUAGUGUGCUCUGCUGGGACGGCCCAGAUGACCCAGCGCAAACCAAAGGACAUUGUCAGAACAUCUCGCCUGCCAAGAAGCCAUGGAACCCUCACAUUUUGGGUGUGUGGGAAGGGCAGGGCUUUGCCUGGUGCCUUGCCUGUCUGCUCUCUACAGGCCAGCUUUGCCAGGGCAGAAUCGUGCCAGAAAUAGGGACAGAAGUGAACACUGCUGAGAGGAUGAGGGCUUCCCACCCAACAUGGCCAGAGUCCUCGGAAGUGACUCUUGAGGUUAGAACUGCCCUAGGCCCUAGUUCAAGAGCCACCAUCACCACCACGGAGCAGCUGCCUGGCCAGCUGUUGUUUUCCCUGCAGUCCCAUCCCAGUACCGAUUCCACCCACCCCUGUGGGCCCCUGUGAUUGUUUCAGGUGGUCUGUGGCGCCCGAGUCCCUCUCAUUCUCACCUGUCUACCUCUGUUCUUGAGAGGGAGGUUUUGGGGUCCCUGGGCCUCUAGGAACAGGCAGGCACAGUAUCUCCUUGUGUAGAGUGGCACGUGUUCCACCCCACUGCCUCCAUACUGCAACUGAGACAGACACAUGGGGACCAGGGCCAGGACCGUGUCCCUGUGCAGCAGCAUCCAGCUGAUUCCUGAGCCAGGCACCCUGGUGUCACUGUCACACGUGCCUCCAUUUCCUGUGGAGUUUCUUCCCCACACAUCUUCCUUCCUAGGGAAUAAAACAAUCUUUGCACCUGG